Dentiscutata heterogama is the source of this 729-nucleotide messenger RNA. The record is from the annotation of a GenBank genome assembly. Lineage: Eukaryota; Fungi; Glomeromycota; Glomeromycetes; Diversisporales; Gigasporaceae.
AUGAAUCUUGUGCUAGCUGAUUGUGAAGAAUUUAGAAAGAUCAAACCGAAAAGUGGGUCAAAAGUACCUCAGGGUCAACCUGAGCAAGAGGAAAAAAGAACAUUAGGUUUAGUUAUUUUAAGGGGUGAAACUAUUGUUAGCUUAAGCGUAGAAGGUCCUCCACCGCCAAGUGCUGACGAUUCAAAAACAAAAUUAGCCCAGCUUCCAGGUGGUCCAGGUAUAGGUCGUCCAGCUGGUAGAGGAUUACCCGGUGCCCCGCAAGGUGUUGCACCAGCAGGUCUCACUGGACCCGUUCGUGGUGUAGGUGGUCCAGCUCCCGGAAUGAUGCAACCUAGAGGUGGAGCUCCCGCUGCUGCUGCUGCUCCCAUAUCAUAUGGUCGUCCAAUGAUUCCUGGUCAAGUACCUCCAGGGAUGACUCCUAGACCAGGAAUGCCCCCAGUUAUGGGAGGUGUACCCCCAGGUUUUAGAGGCGGAAUGGGUCCACCACCUGGAAUGCCACCUGUAAUGGGUGCAAUGCCACCAGGUUUUAGGGGAGGUGCUCCGCCACCAGGAAUAAGGCCACCACCAAUGGGAAUGCCCGGUGGGCCUCCUCCAUUUCCAUCCGGAGGGCGUGGUAUACCUCCAAAUUUCCCCGUCCCUGGUCAAGCACCACCUCAAGGUUUUAGACCUCCUCCACAAAUGCGUCCACCACCUGGCCCAGGUCAAGGCCGUGAUCUCACAAGAGAGUAG